Messenger RNA from Exophiala xenobiotica, 501 nucleotides. RefSeq lists its product as uncharacterized. NCBI's taxonomy places the organism in Eukaryota, Fungi, Ascomycota, Eurotiomycetes, Chaetothyriales, Herpotrichiellaceae. The record is from RefSeq and is a predicted model, not a curated record. Gene Ontology annotation, cellular component: nucleus; mitochondrion. Gene Ontology annotation, biological process: mitochondrion organization. The transcript is spliced from 2 exons. Bases 1 to 501 code for a protein of 166 amino acids.
AUGCCUCGUUCACGCGGUGGUGCCGGGCCUUCCCGAUCUGCUCCUUCAAGGCCAACGGCUCCUGCUCCAGCUUCUCGACCUGUAGCGCCACAGCAGCAACAUCGGCCCAUGUCAACUGCAACGACAGCGCCUGCUCAACAAGCUCAUCCCCCUGCUCAGACAUCGCAAGGACCAGGUCUCUUUGGUCAGAUGGCAAGCACAGCAGCUGGCGUUGCCGUCGGGUCCUCAAUCGGCCAUGCAAUCGGCGGUUUCUUCGGUGGCGGCUCUUCCUCUGCUCCUGUCGAACAAGCUCAGCAACCUACCGAUGCCUAUGCACAUACCGGAAAUGCGAUGGACAACCGAUUGUACAGCCAAAGCUCAUCCACCGAGGCCGCCGGGCCCUGUGCCUCCGACAUCAAGAGCUUCACCGAUUGCAUGAACCAGAAUCAGGGCAAUAUGACAAUCUGCGGCUGGUACCUUGAACAGCUGAAGGCUUGCCAACAAGCUGCUCGACAAUAUUAA